ACAGGUCUUAGUGAUUUUUGUCAAUUUUAAAUUUUACAAAGUUAGAAAAUGUUUUCUCGAGGCAUUCUCUUUGCCUCAGUGUUGCUACUAUGUGGGUCUGUAAAUGCCAACAGCGCCAAGUUCGCACAGUUGGGAAAGAUUUACGGCUUUUCGUCGGCUCGAUCAAUUUACCAAAAAUGGCUCGGAUCGGAUUUGAGCGCCAUUGAGACCGCUUCUGAAGCAAAAAAACUGUGUGUUCCCUUUUGCAAUACGACUACUGGUGCUGAACAGAUCCCGAAAAUUCUUGCAUAUGCACAAGCGAACUUCGGUUCAGAUUGUGCUGGGGUUACAGCUGAAGCUGAUGGGUUUUCGGUUGUGCAAUGUCUCAUGAGUACACGAGUUAUUGAUGCUUAUCUAUCUGAAAUCGUACCUGAUUCUGCUUCUGCUGCUUCUACUGGUGGAGUCUCGUUAGAUUUCAGUUCAAUAUUCAGUUCAUUAACCUCAUCUUCAUCUGGAUCUGCGGACAAAGAUCGCGCUGUCACUGCCCUGAAGAGCGUAAUUGAUGUCGAAUUCGCAAUUGAUGGAACAGAAACCAUGAAUUGGGCGAUGUCUAUCUUCGACAUCACUGAAGAUCUUUUAAAGGAAAACAGCGACGAUCUUGACAUAUUUCUAAGCCUCGUCGAAGAUUACGCUAAAGGGUUAAAAGCUGCGAUGGCUGAACAUGAGUCUUGGAGGGUCCAGUACUUGAACUUUGUGCGCCUUGUGUUUAAAAGUGUGAAAAUCGACCCCAAAACCGAUGAAUGGGUCGACCAACAGUUCGCACACUUUGGAAAUACGCUGCAACAAGUUCAGUCCUGCUCGCCGAGUGCUAUGACCACGUUAGGACUUCUUAUCGAUAUGAAUCUGAAUAGCUUAGAAACGAUGAGUAACAUGAACAACAAUCAGGACUUCGCCACUACUCGAGCUCAAUGGACCAUAUUCUCUUCAUUUAUAGAACAAAGCAUGGCCGAUAUGUGUCAGGCGGAGAUAGUUGAAGAAGAGGUGUUGGCGCCUCCACCGGAGGAAGAGAAUCUUAGUGCGGUUGAUUCUUUGGUCAACGAUAUUAUGUCCGGCAUCAUGCUGGUGUAGUUUGCUGACCAAUAUACUGGUUAAACAUGCGCUGUGUAUGCUGCUUGUAAUAUACUAGGGUGGGGGGGAUGAGACAUCUUUAGCACAUAAUAUCCAAAUAUCGUGUUUUAAACAAUUAACAACGGUCUAUGGGCGUCGUGAGGAUACGGUUUUAUAAUUCUUUAAAGUUUAUUUGUUUACUACCAAAGCGACAAGAAAAUGGAAUGAAAAUGUGUCCCAUCUUCCCCCACCCUACUAUAUUACCCUGCUUUUGAUUAGCUGCACCAUUUGCUUUAUAACACUAAAAAAUAAAUUAAUGUCAUCUAUAGAUUUAAACUACCAAAACUUAUAAACAAAAUACUGAACACGAAUUAACUACACUGGCACAUCGCGCACUUCUUAUUCAUAGUUCUGCUUUAGACUUUUGUGACGUAGAAUGCCCCGCUUAUUUGCUUCAUAAGACCUUUUUUAAAUUAAGAUUGAUUUUAAUUUAAAACAUCAAUACUACUUAUCAUUUUCCUAUAUUGCUUUUUUAAAGCCAAAGUGUAAUUUGCAAACCGGAACACCACCUGAAUUUUUGUAGAAAAUCGCUGUGCUUAUCGCUACAAUAAAACCAUAGCUACAGUAGAAAAGACGACUGGUUUUAUUCUCAGCAAAGGUUUGAAACCCACACGCAUAACAGGUACAAUAACUAUCCGCACAUGCAAUAACUAAUCUUAGAACUAUACUUUAGUUUCUAGAACUAUAUUUUAGUUUUAUGUCGGCUCAUAAACAUAGGAAAGAUGUUACACUGAUUUAUUGUCGCGGGACAAAGCAACUUCACGGGCCGUGGUACAGUUGGUUAGCGUACAUACCUCCAACCCGAAAGGUUAUAGGUUCAAGGCUUGUCGCUGCUAUCAUUGUAGGCGUAUGUGUCUUUUGGUGAAACACUCAACGGCAAUUGCUCCAGUCCAGUGGUCACUAAUAGGGUGUCCAAAUUGUUAGCCAUACAUAAAAAUCCAAAAUUAAAGUUACAUGCGUGGUAAUUCGUGAGCUGGCACACGAUGUGUGAAACAGAAAUCCCGUGUUAUAACGACUGUGGUUUUUAGCACCCCUCUUGAUAAUACAACGUAUGCUCCUUUAUAUCAAGAGCAUGCCUAUCAGUUACCAAGUAUGUAACUUUGUGGGAGAUGUUUAAACUUUACUUUCAAACCAGAUGGUUAACUUUUCCAAUAGCUAAAGUAAACCUUCUAAAGUUAAAAACCGGACAGUAUCUAAAUUCUAAAAACAACUAUCCGUUUUUAAUAAAAUUGUCAUUACACAAAUCUCUUAUUAAGCACGCAACAACAAAAAGUUUCACUCAUUGAUUCAACAUUACAUACAAAA
Ciona intestinalis (vase tunicate) is the source of this 2451-nucleotide messenger RNA. NCBI's taxonomy places the organism in Eukaryota, Metazoa, Chordata, Ascidiacea, Phlebobranchia, Cionidae. The record is from RefSeq and is a predicted model, not a curated record.